Molecule: messenger RNA, 1897 nt
Organism: Durio zibethinus
Lineage: Eukaryota; Viridiplantae; Streptophyta; Magnoliopsida; Malvales; Malvaceae
Source: RefSeq, a predicted model, not a curated record
UGUUAUGAUUAUUGCUUCAGGCGUAACACUUUAAACUGUAAGCGCAACACUUUAAACUGUAAUUAAAAAUGGUCAGAUCACGCUUCUGAAUAUAAAUGAAUGGAUAAUCCAUAAACAAGGUUGUGUGUCAUAUAUUCAAUUCGUCAGAAAGAACUCCAAUGGCUUCCCAUCAAUGGCUCCGAGACAGCUUCCAUCCCUCCUUGCUAUUUGCAUCCAUCUUCCUUCUAGUCCUACUGAAAUUUCUAUUGAACGGAAAGUCGAGCAAAAGAAAACCCAAUCUUCCGCCAAGCCCUCCAAAGUUACCAAUCAUUGGCAACCUACACCAGCUAGGUAGCAUGCCACACCUGUCUCUCCAACGCCUAGCUCAGAAGUUUGGUCCAAUUCUUUACUUACAACUAGGUGAGGUCCCAACUGUGGUGAUUUCAUCAGCUAGAAUGGCAAAGGAAGUGAUGAAAACUCACGACCUUGCACUUUCAAGCCGCCCCCAAAUCUUUUCAGCGAAACAUCUGUUCUAUGAUUGCACUGAUAUUGCCUUCUCCCCUUAUGGUGCUUACUGGAGGCAUAUUCGGAAAAUAUGUAUUCUUGAACUACUAAGUGCUAAACGGGUUCAAUCAUUUAGCUUUGUCAGAGAUGAAGAGGUUGCCCGUUUGAUACGUAGAAUUGCAGAGUCUUAUCCAAGCACCACAAAUCUAAGCAAGAUGCUAGGCUUAUAUGCAAAUGAUGUUCUCUGUCGAGUUGCAUUUGGAAGAGAUUUCUCACAAGGAGGAGAAUACGAUCGGCAUGGAUUCCAAAAGAUGCUUGAAGAGUAUCAAGAGUUACUUGGAGGGUUUAGCACAGGAGAUUUCUUCCCUUCCAUGGAGUUCAUACACAACAUAACGGGUAUGAAAUCAAGACUCAAGCACACAUUCCGACGAUUUGAUCAGUUUUUUGAUGAGGUAAUCAAUGAACAUCUUAAUCCUGAGAUACAGAAAGAGGAGCGCAGCAAGGACCUUGUGGAUGUUUUGCUCGAGAUACAGAAAAGUGGAUCUAACGAAAUUCCUCUCACCAUGGACAACGUUAAAGCCAUCAUCUUGGACAUGUUUGCUGCAGGAACUGACACGACAUUCAUAACUCUUGAUUGGGGAAUGACAGAGCUUAUUAUGAAUUCAAAGGUCUUGGAAAGAGCUCGAGCUGAAGUCCGAAAAGUUGUAGGAGAGAGAAGAGUGGUCUUAGAAAGUGAUCUGCCUCAGCUUGAUUACAUGAAAGCUGUCCUCAAAGAGAUCUUCCGCUUGCAUCCUCCAGCUCCGGUCUUAGUCCCCAGAGAAUCCAUGGAAGAUAUUAUAAUCAAUGGGUUUGAUAUUCCGGCCAAAACACGGGUUUUUGUCAAUGCCUGGGCAAUAGGGAGAGAUCCAGAGUCAUGGGAAAAUCCUGAGUCAUUUGAACCAGAAAGGUUUCUAGAUAGUCCAAUCGACUUCAAAGGGCAAGAUUUUGAAUUGAUACCAUUUGGAGCUGGUAGAAGAAGUUGUCCAGCAAUAACACUUAGCACAGCAAGUGUGGAGCUUGCACUGGCUCAGCUUGUCUAUAGUUUUGAUUGGGAACUUCCCCCAGGUACUGAAGCUAAAGAUUUGGAUCUGACAGAAACUUUUGGCAUCACAAUGCACAGGAUAACUGAUCUGAUGGUUAUUGCUAAACCGCAUUUUCCUUAAGGCAGGGCAUCAUUGAGAAAGAUAGUAAAAUAACUAGAUAAUAGCCCAAGCUUGAAGGGAAGGGUGGAAUAAGCUGUUAUCUGAUUCUAAAAUAUCAUGCUUGACUGUUCUGCAAAAUACAUUAAAGCAAUAUGCCAAUGUAAUACUUCCAACAUGGUAUUUCAUAGGAAAUAAAGACCACAGAUAAAAAUAUAUACAUAACAUAUUAUGUU